UUUGGUUUUCUGUGUGAAUUUAGGUUAUAUUUAAAUUCUAAGAAAACGAAAGCUUACUGGCUUUUGAUCAUUGGUCUACUUAUACAAUGGACUCUCCACCACCAAGGCCUCUUCCCACCGAGACGCCCAAUGCCGGUGGGAAUGAAUUCGAUGAUCUAGAUGACCUUUUCGAUUACGAUGCUGGAGAUGCAAAUGAUCCUUUCAGCGACAAUUACGUGGUUCCUGGGAGUAAAGAAAAAGAAACAACCAAGACCUCAGAAAGCAAUACCAAAAGCGGUGCAGGACUUGGCAUUGAUGAAGAAAUUCAGGUUACCAAAAAGCCUAGAGUCCCUAGAGUGAAACUUGAUGAGCACAAACUUUUGUCUUCUGCAGGAAUACCAAAACUACGGAAAAAAGCGGCAGAUCAUUUGAAGUUUAAGGGUAAAGGCCAUGAGUAUUCAGAUGCAGCUCGUCUCCUUGCGUUCUACCAACUUUGGCUCGAUGAUCUAUUCCCAAAAGCCAAAUUUGGUGACGCAUUAGCUAUGGUGGAAAAGCUGGGUCACAAAAAAAUGAUACAAUCUGCGAGAAUGGACUGGAUCAAUGAGGGGAAAGCUAAGUCAUCGGUCCAUGAAGAUUCCCUAUUUGAUGAACCAGAACUUCCUCCACGCGAUGAAAAUGAACGAGAGAAAACAGUCUCGAGGAUAGCACCGAUAUUCGAAAAUGCAGCAAGUGAAAGACCCAAAACACCAGUUCCAAAUCAAGAUCCGGACUUCGAUGAUAUGUAUGAUUCUACUCCGAAGAAUGCGCGACAAAACCCAGCUAUACAGUCUACUUCAGUCUUUGGUGGUGGUAACGAUAGUAUAUUUGGUCCUCCGAAAGUUACCACAGCUGGGGAUGAUGGACCGCCAGACGAUGAUCUGGAGGCAUUACUUGCAGAAGCAGAACAGGAAGGGGGCGAUGAGGAAAUGUUAGAUGAAGAUCUCGAAGCGUUGCUUGCCGGAGAUAACGAUAAUACACAUCCUAGUCGACCUGCAAAACAAGAUACAGGAAAAUCUAAACAAGCGGAAGAUGAUGAUUUGGAUGCUAUGGAAGCUAUGAUGGAUAUGGAUGGGGGAUGGUAAACAGGUUGCGGCUGGCGUUAGGGUGUACAAUGGCAGCAUUAUGAGGCGUUGGGGUGAACUAUUUUGUAUGAAACUUUUUAAUUCGGAAUUAUAUUCCAAUGAGAUGAUGCUCUUCAUAGUCUAAGUAGCCUACUAAAUCAC
Botrytis deweyae is the source of this 1241-nucleotide messenger RNA. RefSeq lists its product as uncharacterized. The record is from RefSeq and is a predicted model, not a curated record. NCBI's taxonomy places the organism in Eukaryota, Fungi, Ascomycota, Leotiomycetes, Helotiales, Sclerotiniaceae. Gene Ontology annotation, cellular component: replication fork protection complex; nucleus. Gene Ontology annotation, molecular function: DNA binding. The transcript has 3 exons. Gene Ontology annotation, biological process: replication fork arrest; DNA damage response; replication fork processing. The coding region runs from base 87 to 1100 and encodes 337 amino acids.